Molecule: messenger RNA, 20296 nt
Organism: Podarcis lilfordi (Lilford's wall lizard)
Lineage: Eukaryota; Metazoa; Chordata; Lepidosauria; Squamata; Lacertidae
Source: the annotation of a GenBank genome assembly
AUGACUGCGGAACCAGAUCAGGUAGGGGGAAAGAGCUUUGUGGGGAAGAGGGCUGAGGAGUGGGGUGUCAGCUUCGCCUUUGAGCCGGUGCCAACGACUGGGCUCAACCUCUUCAGCACCAACUGGGCCAGGCAAGCUGGGAAAGCACUUCCAGAGACCUUCCACUGCAGGGAAGCAGGUCUAAGCGCAAUGGACUCACAACUUUGAGCUAUGAGAACCAAACUCAGUGCCAAAGUCAGCAGAGCACAGCAGAGUAUGAACUACACGAACGACGGCUCUGAAGCAGAACUUCUUUAUUCUUUUACAGCUACUGCAAACUAAAAAUAAACUAGAAACGAAAGACUUCACAGAGACUACUGGACUGCAUGAGUGUUAUAGUUGCUUAAGCAGUCAUCUUUACACAGAUAACACUCAGACUCCCACAGAGUCAGGCUGGAGCAGAUGAAGGGAAGAGCAGAUUCCGCCCCCUCCUUUCUGAAAACAUUGGCAGUAGAUUCUUGCAAUGGGAGGGGUGAAAUAUCCACAGGGGCAGCCAGGGUCCCUCCAGACCCAAACAAAUCUCUUUCCUCCUCUUAACAAAUCUGCCAUGAACAAUGGCCAUUUGAAAAAUGCCAUUUGAGAAGGUUAAUGUGCAGAGAGUAAAGAACAGCCUCUUUGCUUCAAUGUCACUGAAAUGAUUUCAUUCCCUCCUUGAAGCUGGCUUUAGGGCAUCAGAAAGGUUUUCCCCAGAAGAGCCCUUUGGGAGAGGAAAGCGGGAAUCCUUUCAUCUGGCGAACGGGAAUGCUUGCUCAGCCAGAAGGAUAUAAAGCUCAAAAUGUGGAGUUCCACCCAUUUACACUAAGUUUAAUAUUCAUCAUUAAAACACACAAUAAACGAAUUCCAUUAAGACAUUGAAAGAAGAACCCAUAAUUAAAAUGAACAGCAAAACAAUCCCAUGAAAACAACACAAUAAUGUGCAGGAGAUACCGUAUUUUUCACUCUAUAACACGCACCUGACCAUAACACGCACAAGGGGGGGGGGAAUUCUGAAUGAAACAGUGGAUGUAUCAUUUUUGUGCUUCAUGCUGUGGCCACAGACAUGUGAUCUGAUGGUGAAUUUGGGGUGACCCAAUGCAAAAAUCCUGAGAAUCCCUGUGGAUUCAUGCUUUGUAACCACGUUUUUGCACCAUUGUGGCCCCAGGCAACAGUGGGUGCGUGAUUUUUUUGGUGCAGGCUGUAGCCAUGGACAUGCUAUGUGAUCUGAUGGUGAAUUUGGGGUGACCCAAUGCAAAGAUCCUGAGGAUCCAUGUGGAUCCAUGCUUUGUAACUACAUUUUAAGUGGGGAGGGAAGGGAAAACACAGAAGGGACAAGGAGCAUGAGAGGGGUGUGCAGAGAAGCAGCUGGCUAAGAAUGCAGGAGAGGGGUUUAACGGGAGGGAGGAAAGAAAGAAAGGCAAAAGUUCCCCCCACCCACCCAAGCCAGCCCUCUCUCUCUCUCUCUCUCUCCCUCUCUCCCAUCUGCAUGUUUUCUGGCUGCCUGCGAGGAGCAGGGAGAGGAAUUAGAAGGAAGGAUGCUCUGCUUUCCCCUCUGUUUGCCUGGAGGGGAGGGGAUUUGCCUGCUCUUUGUUCCGUUUGAGCAAACACAGCAACGAAACACAAGCGGGUGGGCAGUAAGACCCUGAGGCAGAACGCAGGAAAGCAGCAACUUCCUCUUUCCAGGUUUCCCUUCUCCGACACGCGAUUUGAUUUUUGCCUGAUUUUUGUUCCUGCGCUCGCCCUAGUCGGCUCCAGGGACCACACAUUCGCUCAAUAACACGCACAGACAUUUCCCCUUCCUUUUUAGGAGAAAAAAUCUGCGUGUUAUAGAGAGAAAAAUACGGUAAUAUUAUGCUGUCUAAGAGAAGCAUCUUUUUCUUUUUCUUUCAGGGUCCUCUGUGCUUUGAAGAUGUCACAGUUCAUUUCACAGAGGAGGAAUGGGCGUUGCUGGAUCCUGACCAGAGAGCUCUACACCAAGAAGUCAUGGAGGAGAAUCGUGACAUCGUGGCCUCUCUUGGUACGGCUCCCGGUUGGAUCAUUAUAUCUGUUUUGAAAUUCAGCCCAUAUCUCUACGUGACCAAGCUCCAGAUAUUGAUGGAGCUCGAAAGCAGCACCUACAGAUUCUGGAAUUCCAGCACCUCCAAAGGUCACCUUGAAUGGAGGGCUAUAGACUAUUAUCUGCAAAUAUUCUUCCUCCAAUUAUGUGUUUUUAAACAAUGAUCUGGCUCAUCUGAACUUUCCAGGCCUUUUGAAAUGAUGGAUUUAGUUUGGGGAUGGAAGUUGUAGUAGCUUCUGUCAGGUUUUUUUUAUGGAGCAGAUUCCAUGAUUGGGCAAAAGAAAUCCAUUCCAGGAGAGAGCCAGGUUUUUUGAAUCUCCAGUUCCCAUCAAUAUGUCAGUUUAUGUCAGUCAACAAAGGCAGUGAACCCUGUAGUAAGACCUCACAUCUAACUUCCACCAGUUCUUCCAUUAAUUAGUAUGGUUCAAUAAUGGAGGUCUCCAUGUGUUCCUGAAGCUCUUAUUUAUUUCUCUCUUUGUCGCAGGCAGUGAUAAAUUGGAAAUUAAGAACAGAGGAGACCAUGACAAGAUCCAUACAUUGGAGAAGCCAUAUCAGUAUUUGGAGUGUGGAAAGAGCUUCCGUAAGAGCAGCCCUCUCACUUCCCAGCCAAGAAUUCACAGCAGGGAGAAACUAUAUCAGUGCUUGGAGUGUGGAAAGACCUUCCGUCGGAACUCACAUCUCACAACCCAUCAAAGCAUUCACACAGGGAAGAAACCCCAUCAGUGCAUGGAAUGUGGGAAAAGCUUCAGUCAAAGGUCCCAUUACACAUGCCAUCAAAGAAUUCAUACAGGGGAGAAACCUUACCAGUGUUUGGAAUGUGGGAAAAGCUUCGGUCGGAAGUACAGUCUCACUUCCCAUGAAAGAAUUCAUAGAGGGGAGAAACCACAUCAGUGUCUGGAAUGUGGAAAGAGUUUAACCAGGAAGAAAUAUCUCACAGCCCAUCAAAGAAUUCAUACAGGGGAGAAAUCCUAUCAGUGCAUGGAAUGUGGAAAGAGCUUCAGCAAGAGAGCCCAUUUCACGUCCCAUCAGAGAAUUCAUACAGGGGAGAAGCCCUACCAGUGCUUACAAUGCGGGAAAAGCUUCAUUCGGAAGGGCUUUCUCACUUCCCAUCAAAGAAUUCAUACCGAGAAGAAACUACAUCAGUGCCUGGAAUGUGGGAAGAUUUUCACCGUGAAGAAAAGUCUCGCUUCCCAUCAGAGAAUUCAUACAGGAGAGAAACCCUACCAGUGCUUGGAAUGUGGGAUGAGCUUCACGUGGAAGGACAGAUUCACUGCCCAUCAAAGCAUUCAUACAGGGGAGAAACCAUAUCUGUGUGCAGAAUGCGGAAAGAGCUUCUGUCACAGGGCCCAUUUCACUUCCCAUCAGAGAAUCCACACUGGGGAGAAACCCUAUCAGUGCUUGGAAUGCGGAAAGAGCUUCAGUCGGAAAGACAGUCUCACUUCCCACCAAAGAAUUCAUACAGGAGAGAAACCACAUCAGUGCUUCGUAUGUGGAAAGAGCUUCAGUCAGAGGUCCAAUCUCACUUCCCACCAAAGAACUCACAGUGGGGAGAAACCGUAUCAGUGUUUGGAAUGUGGGAAGUGCUUCCGGAAGAGGGCCAAUCUAAUUUCCCAUCAAAAAAACCUCACAGCGGCGAAAAUUGGAAGGGACCCUCAUAAUCAUGUGGUACAACCUCUGCUUAAAAGCCUCCCAGGAAGGGAAGGCCACCAUCUUCCAAAGGAAUCUGUUCCACUGUGGAAGAGCUCUUGCCAUCUGAGGAGUCAGCUACAAUAGUAAAGAAACAGCGAUUUCAAUGCGCUAUAUACAUGCAACACCAGGUGGUGCCAGAGAGCAGGAAACUUUAAAAUGCAAUUUUCCAUAGAGAUUUCUUUCUUUUGUUAUAACUACCUUCAUAGUGUUUUCCCCCCUGUGUUUAGAUCCACCCUCACAGUUCUUCCUGAUGUUUUGUUGGAAUCUCCUUUCAUGUAACUUGACGCCAUGGGUUCAGGUCCUAGUUUCCGGAGCAGGGGGAAACAAGCUUGCUCCAUCUUCCACAUGACGUCCCUUUAGAUAUUUGAAGAUGGCCAUAAUAUCACUUCUCAGUCUUCUCUUUUCCAGCCUAACAUGCCCAACACUCUUCCCAGUUCCUCAUAAGGCUAGAUUCCCAGACCCUUGAUCAUCUUGGUUGCCCUUCUGGGCACAUGUUCCAGCUUAUAAACAUACUUCUUAAAUUGCGGGACACAUUACUCCAGGUGUGGUCUGACCAAGGCAGAACAGAGCAGCGCUAUGACUUCCCUUAAUGGGGACAUUAAACUUCUGCUGAUGCAACUUAGAAUAGCAUUGCCUCUCUAACGGGACUCUCGGAAAGUGUGUGUGCACCUGUUACAUUUGGGUGUGAUGUUCUUGUCUUUUUAUCUAAAGUUCUGUUCACAUGUAUCAAAGUAAUUUAUGUAAUAAUGGUAAGUUCAGCCUAACAGGAGAUUUAAGGUAAUGUUAGCCAGGGAGGAGGAGUUUGGAAUGUUUCUGAUUGGCUGAGAGUUUGAAAGGGGGGUUUAAUAACUAAGUAGUGAUAAAAAAUAAAUAAAAUAUUGAAAAACACAACAAAACUAAACAAUUUCCACAAGAAGAUCUACAGUGGUACCUCGGGUUAAGUACUUAAUUCAUUCGGGAGGUCUGUUCUUAACCUGAAACAGUUCUUAACCUGAGGCACCACUUUAGCUAAUGGGGCCUCCUGCUGCCGCUGCGCCGCUGGAGCAUGAUUUCUGUUCUCAUCCUGAAGCAAAGUUCUUAACCCGAGGUACUAUUUCUAGGUUAGCAGAGUCUGUAACCUGAAGCAUCUGUAACCCAAGGUACCACUGUAAUGUAAAUAUACAGAAAACCAGCAGGACCUCCCCCCAACCCACUAAGCCCAGCAGAGCUGCCAUUAAGAAUGGGCAGUCAGGCUUCUCCCAGCAAACAGCCAGAGGCCCAGAGUUUGGAGCCCUCAAUAUCCUGGUUGUGUCUGAGACUCUUUGUUUUGUAAGGAGGGCUUUAAAUGAGUCCGGUCUUGGCUAUGCACACAUACGCACACAUGCAACCCAAUUCAAAAUCAGGGACAGGUGAGCUGGAGAUGCAUUUUAAAAAUUCUUAUUAUCCUUUAGUGCCACAAGCACCAUGACCCUCCCUCCCGCCUCGCAGGGCAUCCACAAGAAGCAGCCCUCUGAUGCCCAGAGCGCCCUGCUGCGCCGCCACCUCCUGGAGCUCAUGCAGUUUCAUUAUCCCUCUGGUGAGUAGCGGCAGCUGGAGGGGGGGGGCAGGUGCCCCCUCCAUCCAGCCUUGGCCUGCCCAGGGAAAUGAGGAGGAUGAGGAGCACAGGGGGGAGGCGGCCUUCGACUGACGUGGGCCAUGGAGGCGCCUCCCCCUCCCCGUUGCUCCCCCUGACUGGCAGCCAGGGCUCGCUCUCCCUGCCCUAAGCUGACUGAGAGGAAGGAAAGGGAUGCUCUUGGAGACAGGAAGGGAAACUGGCUUAGUUUACUCAGAGCAGACCCACUGAAAUGAGGGAGAUGGAUGCAUAAAGUGCCCAGUUAUUUUAUUACACUAACAAAAUUAUAUCUAUAUAUAUAUAUAUAUAUAUAUCAGAAGACAUCUGAAGGCAGCCCUGUUUAGGGAAGCUUUUAAUGUUUGAUGGAUUACCGUGUUUUAAUAUUUUGUUAGGGACGCGGGUGGCGCUGUGGGUUAAACCACAGAGCCUAGGACUUGCCAAUCGGAAGGUCAGCGGUUCGAAUCCCCGCGACUGGGUGAGCUCCCAUUGCUCAGUCCCUGCUCCUGCCAACCUAGCAGUUUGAAAGCACCUCAAAGUGCAAGUAGAUAAAUAGGUACCGCUCUGGUGGGAAGGUAAACGGCGUUUCCAUGCGCUGCUCUGGUUCGCCAGAAGCGGCUUAGUCAUGCUGGCCACAUGACCCGGAAGCUGUACGCCGGCUCCCUCGGCCAGUAAAGUGAGAUGAGCGCCGCAACCCCAGAGUCGGUCACGACUGGACCUAAUGGUCAGGGGUCCCUUUACCUUUAAUAUUUUGUUGGAAGCCGCACAGAGUGGGCGUAUAUACGCCCAGAUGGGGUAUAAAUAAUAUAUUAUUAUUAUUAUUACAAACACCUGGAUAAUAAUAAUAAUAAUAAUAAUAAUAAUAAUAAUAAUAAUUUAUUACUUAUAUCCCACCCCUCUGACUGGCUUGCUCCAGCCACCCUGGGCGGCUUCCAGCAUAAUAAAAGCACAGCAAAAAUGUCAAACGCUAAAAACUUCCCGCAAGGCCAAAGCUUCAUAGGCCAAAUCCCGCACAAUAUUAUUAAACGUCCGCCAAACACAUUUCUGCCUGAAGGUCUCCCAUCUUCUGUCGCAUAAGAGAACAUCAGAGAAGCUCCUCCUGGCAGAUCCAUAGACUUUGACUCUUCGGAGGAGGAAGGGCAAAACAGCUCAUAUUAAACCUCCAAAUAAAGUAUUAUGCUUUUACACAGGAAAGAGGAAGAUCUUGUACAAACAAUGUGAGUGGUAUUAGAGAGUUUGUGGCGAUGGGUCGUCUUGCAGAAGAACGAUCCGUGGUGGCAAAGGGCUUCAACCGCCUGGCAGGAUGCGCUGCUUUCCCCCUAGACUCUUCUGAGCCUGCUGGGCUAAUAACUGCAGCCAGGGCAGGGGGUGGGCAGCGGAGCCAGCAGGAAGGCUAAGGAAAACUCAGUGCAAACACAGAAUCAUUGGAAGGGACCCAAGGGGUCGUCUAGUCCAACUGCCUGCAAUGCAGGAAUCUGAUGCUCACCGUAAAAGAGUCAUGCUUUACUGACUGAGCUAUGCCAGCUCAGGCGAAAGUCAGUUUUAAACUUGUACGGAUUCCUCCACCAAAGUUUUGCAUGUGGAGAAAAACCAGAGUCACAGGCAGGCAGGUGGCAUCUGAUGAGCAUCCCUGGAGAGAGAGAGAGAGAAGGAAGCUUCUCUCAAGAUGGCCUGCCCAGCUGCACUUUUUGCAUUAGAAGGAAAUGAUGCCACAGAUUUCUAAAAGGACUGGCUGCACAGCUCACAGGGGCGGUUUCAAUAAGUCAAUCAAAAGCAUUUUCAGUGUAUUAAACCAGGGGUUUCCAGCCAGUGUCCCUCCUUAGAGGCUAAAAAAGCAGCUAUAAAAACCUUUUUAUAGAUGUUUAGGGUCUAUUAAUCAAUUUAACUCUCAGACUUUGAUAAAUGAAUGGAAUAAAGAACUAAUGGCCCCACCCCAAUUAAACAAUGGGGAAAUGUUCCAGCCUCCAUUUCUAAUGUGUCAUUAAACAAUGUCUCAUACAACAAAAUAUUUUAUUUAGAUUUUAUCCACUAUGAUAGCAUAAACAUGGUCUAAUGAUGGCAACAUGCUGUUGCAAUUAGGAGAAUGCCUUGUUGAAACAUAUGUUUAGACAGUGUUUGGCAUUAGCAAUUUUUUUAUUAGUUUUUUUUGGGGGGGGAGAGAAUACUAUGACGUAUAAAUUUAUUGUGCGGAAACCCAGCCAGUUGGGUGGGUAUAAAUAAAUAAAUAAAUAAAUAAUUACAGUGGUACCUCUGGUUGUGAGUGGGAUCUGUUCCAGAGGCCCGUUUGCAACUCGAGCAGAAUGCAACCUGCAGCAGCACGUCUGUGCACGUGCAGGUUGCGAUUCUCCGCUUCUGCGCAUGACGUCAUUUUGCUCGUCUGCACAUGCGCAAGCAGCGAAACCUGGAAGUAACCCUUUCUGGUACUUAUGGGUCGCUGCGGGAUGCAACCUGAAAAAACAUAUCAUGAAGCAAACGUAACACGAGGUAUGGCUGUAUAAUUAUUAUAUAGCAUCAUCUGAAACUAUGUACCUAAUCCAUUGGGCAUGACAAAUGGUCAACAUAAAUGGAUUCUCUGGGCCCUUACAUUUGCAAAAAGAGUAAUACUAAGAACCUAAGACGAGCCUGCAGGAUCAGGCCAAUGGCUCAUCUAGUCAUAGAAUCAUAGAAUCAUAGAGUUGAAAGAGACCACAAGGGCCAUCGAGUCCAACCCCCUGCCAAGCAGGAAACACCAUCAGGGCACUCCUGACAUAUGGUUGUCAAGCCUCUGCUUAAAGACCUCCAAAGAAGGAGACUCCACCACACUCCUUGGCAGCAAAUUCCACUGUCGAACAGCUCUUACUGUCAGGAAGUUCUUCCUAAUGUUUAGGUGGAAUCUUCUUUCUUGUGGUUUGGAUCCAUUGCUCCGUGUCCGCUUCUCUGGAGCAGCAGAAAACAACCUUUCUCCCUCCUCUAUGUGACAUCCUUUGAUAUAUUUGAACAUGGCUAUCAUAUCACCCCUUAACCUCCUCUUCUCCAGGCUAAACAUGCCCAGCUCUCUUAGCCGUUCCUCAUAAGGCAUCGUUUCCAGGCCUUUGAUCAUUUUGGUUGCCCUCCUCUGGACACGUUCCAGUUUGUCAGUGUCCUUCUUGAACUGUGGUGCCCAGAACUGGACACAGUACUCCAGGUGAGGUCUGACCAGAGCAGAAUACAGUGGCACUAUUACUUCCCUUGAUCUAGAUGCUAUACUCCUAUUGAUGCAGCCCAGAAUUGCAUUGGCUUUUAGCUGCCACGUCACACUGUUGGCUCAUGUCAAGUUUGUGGUCAACCAAGACUCCUAGAUCCUUUUCACAUGUACUGCUCUCAAGCCAGGUGUCCUCCAUCUUGUAUUUGUGCCUCUCAUUUUUUCUGCCCAAGUGCAAUACUUUACAUUUCUCCCUGUUAAAAUUCAUCUUGUUUGUUUUGGCCCAGUUCUCUAAUCUGUCAAGGUCGUUUUGAAGUGUGAUCCUGUCCUCUGGGGUGUUAGCCACCCCUCCCAGUUUGGUGUCAUCUGCAAAUUUGAUCAGGAUGCCCUUGAGUCCAGCCUCCUGUCUUCACAGUGGCCAACCAGAUGCCCCAAUGGGAAGCAUGUGAACAGGAUCCGAGCACAAGAGUCUUUUCCCCUCCUCUGGAUUCCAGAAACUGGUCUUCAGAAGUAUUUACUGCCUCCGACGGUGGAGGCAGAGCAUAGUCAUUGUGGCUUGUAGCCAUCCAUAGCUCUCUCCUCUUCCAUGAAUUUGUCUCUUUUUAAAAGCCAAGUUGGUGGUGUAACAGGGAGUCCUUGGAGCACCCCACAAUUGCCUAACCUUUACCCCCAUAGGUUCUGGUUGGGGGUCACAAGCAAGAGACUUCAUCCAGGAGACAGAAGCAAAACAGAGGCCUGUGGGUCUGAUCUUUAUUGUUGCAACAAUACUUCCAACUGCUACAAAGACAAAGCAGCCAGAAGCCCCAAACAAAGGUUACAUUAGUAUUUCAAAGUUUCCCAUAAUACAUCUCAGGAUCCAUCAUCAAGACAUCAUAGAGAUGUCACAGAAAGGGUGUGGUCUCAGGUAGAACCUCCAACCCAAGCAUGCUCCUGUCAAUCAAAUACAGUCUUUCACAUCUGAAGAAGUGUGCGUGCACACGAAAGCUCAUACCAGUAACAACUACGGCAGACCAACACGGCUACCUACCUGUAAAGUAGUCUCUAAAUUUCUUCCGUCUUCUUCACCAAUUUUCUCUGAUUUUACUGUCAUUCUUCGCCACCAUGUCUUCACUUGUAUUCCCAAAGGAAAGUAUUUAAUAUCACCGGUCAUGAGCCAGUGUGGUGUAGUGGUUAAGAGCAGUGGACUCAUAAUCUGGGGAACCAGGUUCGCUUCCCCGCUCCUCCACAUGCAGCUGCUGGGUGACCUUGGGCCAGUCACACUUCUCUGAAGUCUCUCAGCCCCACUCACCUCACAGAGUGUUUGUUGGGGGGGAGGAAGGGAAAGGAGAUUGUGAGCUGCUUUGAGAUUGUUGCAGGAAUCAGUGGCGUAGCGUGGGUUGUCAGCACCCGGGGCAAGGCAAGUAAUUUGCGCCCCCUAACCCGUGGAUUUGCGCCUGCUAACCCUAACCCCCAGAUGUUGCGCCCGGUGUGGCCGGCCCCCCCUGCACCCCCCACGCUACGCCACUGGCAGGAAUUUAUGUAUAAGUUGGGGGGGGUUGCCCCUCCAGCAGAUAUCAUGCACAUGCAGCCCACUACCAAAAUCAGCACAAUCGCUUUUGUGACUUUUGUGAUUUGUCCCCACAAAACACUUCAUCACAGUUUCUUCCUAUCUAUUCAAAGGGACUCUGCUGCACAAUACCAAACGUAAGAAUUCACGGAUAAAUGUCUCUAGGUACUGGCUCACUGGGGAAACUUCAGAAAUUGAUAUAGACAUGUGAGCUCAGCUACUCAGCAGCCCCUCUGCCUGAGGGAUAAUCCCUGGCAUCCUGAUACCUGAGUGCCAGACAGGUAGCCAUUCCAGAAAUAACAAACCCAGAUGAAGACAAAAGGGUGUGAUGAACUUGGCUGGGAAACAGGGAAAUGUAAAUAUCUCUUUUGUUCCACUUGAUGGGUGUUUGGUGGAGGGCAAGGGGAACCAUGGGGCAGGGUCCAGGAUGCUCAGAUUCCUGCCACCAGACCUCCCCUUUCAUGAUGUAACCAUGAUGUAUUAGUGAUGUAGUUUGGGGGGUGUAACAUGGGGAUUAGCAGCUAAUAAAAGUUUGGGGGCUCUUUUGUUUGGGGCUUCCAUCUUGUUCCACCUGGUGGCAGGUGGGAGUCCUGUCGUGACAGUCUUCAAUCAAGACCAAGCCUACUGGCUGCUGUUUUGCUCUGGUAUUCCUGGCUGGUGUCCUUAUUUUUUGUCCAAGGGAGCCCUCAGAUUUCUCCGUUAACAUCAGGAUGCAUCAUCAAGGCAUCAUAGAUAUGUCACAGAGGGUGUGGUCUCAGGUAGAUCCUGGGACCCAAGCAUGCCCCUGUCAAUCAAAUACAGUCUUUCACAUGUCCUCCCAAAGGAAAGUAUUGAAUAUCACCGGUCAUGACUCCUGACUCCUUGGGUGUAUCUUGCCCGGCAGACGUGACUGUACAUCUCGGGGAUGAUGGCGGGCUCACUGACCCCUCCCCGAAUACCUCACUUCCCUGGGCCCUAAAUGCCAUUGGAACUGAGAAGACUGAUGCCAGGAGUGAUUUCUUAUGAAUUUCUAAAGUUUCCCCAUUAAGCCAGAGCAUAGAUACGUUUAUCAGCGAAUUGCUACAUUUGGUAUUGACACUGUCUCUGUUUUCCUUUGUUGGAGAGAGACCUGGGGCUCAGCGGGGCGGGUUAGGAUCCCGAGCUGAGCCUCCCUUGCAGAUACAAUGCCUUUGUUUCUUUCUCUUGACACGAGGGAUUUGGUUUCACGGGUAAAAGGCAGGGACUGUGCGCGAGUGAAUGGUUCGGAGUUGCGCAGCGGAGACUCUUUGUCUUUGCCUCGUGGUGUGGAGAGGCAAGGCUCGUGGGGGGGGGGGAGGUCUCCCACCCCCCUUCCCAAUUCCCGGUAACAGUGGCAGCACCGCCGCCUGCAGGAGGGAGGUCCAUAGUUUCACGGUGCGCUGGGGUUUGUUCCCGGCUUUGGCAGAGGUUGGGGGCUUCAGCUGGGGAUUCGCGAGCUGGGAUUCGCGCACUGGGGGGGGGGGGGGCGCUCUUCCAACUCUUCCAUUCCCGGAUCCUCCGAGGGGUUUUCCUGCUUCUUGUACAGCCUUUCCUCCUGCAAGUUGCUCCUCCUGUUUCUGGGCCAGGGAGGGAGAAGCUCAGCCCCAGCGCCCCCCCCCCCAAAUAAGCCUCCUGCGCUCGAGAGGGAGAAAGGAGGGAGCUGGAUGCGCUCGGCUUGCCAAGGGUUAAAAGGAACCGAGCUGGAUUCCUAUAGGGGACAGGAAGUCCAGGCGGAGGGGGGGUCAGGUCCUCCAGAGCAAAAGCCCCUCCCCGCCUCCCCAGUCUUUUCCUGCGAGGAAGGGGCGCUUUUGUCUCUCUCUGCGAAUGCUGCCUCCGUGAAGCCGGCUGGGAUCCCGGUGAGUCCCCCCCCCCCGGCUGCCCUGGGGAGAAGGGGAGUCCCUGGGCUGCAGGGAGAGGGUGGGGGGCUGCUCAGCUCAUGGGGGGACACCCCAAGUCAGGACACGGAGGGUCUUGCCGGGAGGGGCGACUUCGCAGGAGGACGGCAGCUCUGCGCUUCCUUUGCGUGGAUGUGCUGCGGGAUCCUUUGGGGAGGGUCUUGGCGUCAAGGAUAAAGACAUGCGCGGGGGAGGGGGUCCUAUUCAGAUUUUUGGAUCUCAGUCGCGUUUAUUGAUAGAGGUUGUAGCCGGAGGGAAACAGUCGGACAUGAAAUACACGCGAAAACCUUAAAUUUGAGCGAUGCAAUAAUAAAAUAAAGACUUUGGGCAGAUUGAAGGAAGAUAAAAGAAAGUCCUUCCUUCCUGCGAUGUGGACUAAAUAAAACCUUUGGAACUCGUUCCCGUAAGAGACAGAAAUGGGCACCAAGUGAGGGCGAGGCCAGUUGGUGGAGCGGGAGGAGAGGGCGAGGGGGGCUCCCGUGCUCUGUCUCCCCCUCGGAGGCUGCAAGGCUUCAGAGUCCCACUUGCUGCAGGUGGAGAGAGGGGCUCUUGCGCCCCAGUCCUGCUGGUGGGCUUCCCAUGAGGGGCCCCUGGUUGGCCCCUGUGGGAAGAGGAGGCUGGACUCUAGAGGGGCCCCUUUGGCCUGAUCCUGCAGGGCUCCUCUUCUCUUCUGGUGCUGAGCUCCUCCAGAUGCAAGUGGGCCCUCCAUUCUCCUUCCGUCAGAGGCAAAGCUUUCCCCACCCCCACCCACCCAUGAAGCAGACAGAGCUGCUAUCCAGACUCCUGGUUGACACUGGCGUGUCUGUUCAGACCCGCAACCCCUCCGAUGUUCAGAGGAUAUUUUGAGACUGAACAGAAAGCCCUGCGGAGAACCUUAGCUGCACCACCAGGGCACUGGGCUGAUUCAUCUCCCAGGAAGAUCAACAGUUCCCUGAACAUUUUGCAUGGCUACUUUCCCUCUAGGAGGGCUAGAGACUUGCUUCUCCUUGUCCUUCUUCUCUUCCUUUUUAAAUAAACCUCAUACAAAUUUAAAAAAUUGAACAUUAAAGGCUUACCUCCCCCUGGGGCUGUAUAAUUAAUCCAUAUGAUGAUUCAACAAGCUGGUCAGAUUUAGCAAAGUUACUUUCACUUCUCAAUGGCUGCUUGCAAAUUUUGAAUUGUGUCACUCCACUCCACCAUAAAUCUUAGGGAAACAUCCAAAGUUAUUUGGUGUCUCUAGGCAGAAUAAUAACUUUUGCUGGGUUUCAGGGGUGGCGGCCAAAGGCAGGGGACUAUCUCGGGUGUCGACGGUUGCCGUCCAGCCAUUUUGGCUGGCUUCAGCGGGAUUUCAAAGGGCUUUUGAAGAGCCUCAAAGGAAGGGAGGAUCAAUAAACCUCAUAGUCUGGGUGGAGGUGCAGUCCAGAGCUGGCUCUCCCAAGACUCAUAUAUGCUUCUUAGCAGAACCCUUUUCUUCUCCUGACAAUGUGUCAGUUUUGUAACACAACCAUGUUUUUGUAUUGUAGAAAUUGCUAUUACCUCUAAUUUGGACAGACAGAAGGUGGAUUCCUUCAUCUCUCUUGGAGGCUUCCUGAAAGCACAGAUGGAUGAGCAAGACUCAGCUGGCCCUGAAACCGGAAGAGGCCAUGCCAUCAAAACUGAGAGCAGUGGGGGAUUCUGGGAAAACUAUGUGCAGAAGAUUAUGGGUGGGGAGGACACCCUCCACUCAGAUGUGCAGAACCAGCAGUUCAUGCAAUUCUGCUUCCAGGAGGCCAAAGGACCUCGAGAGGUUUGCAGCCGACUCCACCACCUUUACCAUCAAUGGCUGAAGCCAGAAAGGCACACGAAAGCUGAGAUGCUGGACCUGGUGAUCUUGGAGCAGUUCCUGGCUGUCUUUCCACUGGAGAUGGAGAACUGGGUGAGGGAAUGCGGAGCAGAGACCAGUUCCCAGGCAGUGGCUCUGGCCGAAGGUUUCCUCCUGAGUCAGGCGGAAGAGAGAAAGCAGGCAGAGCAGCAGGUGAGAGAGACUUUUCUGUGGUUCAGAACAUGAGGGUGGUUGUUGUUUGUCGUUUAGUCGUGUCCGCCUCUUCGUGACCCCCUGGACCAGAGCACGCCAGGCCCUCCUGUCUUCCACUGCCUCCCGCAGUUUGGUCAGACUCAUGCUGGUAGCUUCGAGAACACUGUCCCACCAUCUCGUCCUCUCUCGUCCCCUUCUCCUUGUGCCCUCCAUCUUUCCCAACAUCAGGGUCUUUUCCAGGGAGAACAUAAGGGAGAGUAUCCCAAAAUUCCCUAUUAAUGGCCCAUUCCUUUUUGGAAAACAUUCAAGGAGUGAGAUUGGAUGCCUCUGCCAUUUCUUUUCUAAUAGUUCUCCCCAUUCUGUUUUGAAUCUUUGUUGCUCUUUCAGGGAAAAGAUCUGUUUGCAGAAAUGGGCCCGGAUUCCUCUGAGACUGAAAGGACUCCAUUGGAUACCAGAGAGAGGCCACUGGGUAAGGAGGAAAGCAUCCCGUCCCGUCUCCCUUUGGUGACAUUCUGUGGAGUUUGAAACAAAUCCAUGGGUUCUGUUCAUCCUUUGGGAGAAGGCACAUGGGAACAAGAACUCCAAGGAAGGGAGAUGUACAGUAUUUUUACUGAGCUAAAAUAUGAAAUGAGUUGUUGGCAUCAGUCCGUCUCAAGAGUCAAUGGAGUGUGUCCCUGGUGAUGAAGUCAGACUGCUGUGUUAGCGCCAACCUCCCUGGAGAGCAAGCCAGGGCAGUGUGUAUGGAGGUCCUGGGCUGCCCAGAUGACAUGACCCCCCGCCAACCUUGCUUAUGUGGCCACGGAAAGCAGAGCAAGACAUUUGGAGCCUCCUUGGCUGCAAGAGUUGCUGGAAGGUCUACAAGGUGCCAUUCAACCACCUUAGGGACCCCACUCUGGUUUACUGCAAGGCAGCAGGCGUAGAUUUUUUUCUCAAGUUUUACUCCUGAAGCCUUUCUCACAAAUGAGCAUAGCUGCAAAGCAGUGGAGGUUUAGGAUCAGAGUUCUCCAUCUUCUAGAUGGGUUACCUUCCCAGGUUGACAAGGCCCAUCUGCUCCUUUGAAAUGGGUACAAAUGUCAAAAUGCACUCAGCAGAUGAGACUUUUUCGGAGGCCCAUCUGUACAGUGGUACCUCGGGUUAAGAACUGAAUUCGUUCUGGAGGUCCGUUCUUAACCUGAAACUGUUCUUAACGUGAGGUACCACUUUAGCUAAUGGGGCCUCCCACUGCGCCACCGCAGCACGAUUUCUGUUCUCAUCCUGAAGCAAAGUUCUUAACCCAAAGUACUAUUUCUGGGUUAACGGAGUCUGUAACCUGAAGCGUCUGUAACCUGAGGUGCCACUGUGGUUUGAGACAUAGUGCUCAGCCUCAAAGGAAAACAUGCCCUCAUGGCCUCCCACCCAACUUUGUCUCUUGCAGGUGACAGAUGGAUGCCAGCAGGACCUCCUCAUCCAUCUUUUCAUGGUGGCAGAAGGGAAGCAGUGGCUGUGGAACCAGAUCAGGUUGGGGGAAAGAACAUUGUGGGGGGGGGGGAGAGGUACGGGAGGGGGGGGCAGCCAGGUGCCUCUGGGCCUGAACAAAUUCCUCUCCUCCUCUUGGCUUCCGUCAAAGCUUCUCUGAAGGCAUCUUUGUCAAGGGCAGCUUGGACAGAAGCCAAGAGGCUGGAAAUGCCAUUUGAGAAGCUUAAUGUGCUGAGAAUAAGGAACAGCCACCUCACCUUAACUCGCCUUCUGAAUGUCACUUGUAUGAUUUAUAAGUCAUUGCAGUUUUAUUUCUAGAGUCACCACUGAAUGCUAAAAUAGGCUUCUGUGCAGUUUACACACCAUACAAAACAGUGGCCAGGAUUCAGCUAACCAGCCCCAUCAGUUUCACAGGGAGGGUUUCCCUCCCCACCCCUCCCUGUACCUCUUGAAAUUGGCUUUAGGGCAUUGGGAGGGUCCCCCCUCCCCCUGAAUGGCACACAAGGAAACGAGCAGAAAUCCUUCUGUCUGGCAAAUGGGAAUGUUGCAUGGCUGGGAGGCUCUGAAGAAAACAAGGUGGAGUUCCACCCAUUUACACUAAGAUUAAUGUCCAUUAAAAUACACGAUAAAAGAAUUCCAUUGAGACACAGGUAGGUAGCCAUGUUGGUCUGCCGUAGUCGAAACAAAAUAAAGAAAUUCCUUCCAGUAGCACCUUAGAGACCAACUAAGUUUGUUAUUGGUAUGAGCUUUCGUGUGCAUGAAAAAGAAGAAGUGUAAAGAUGUGUGCAUCUGAAGAAGUGUGCAUGCACACGAAAGCUCAUACCAAUAACAAACUUAGUUGGUCUCUAAGGUGCUACGGGAAGGAAUUUCUUUAUUUUGUUUCCAUUGAGACAUUAAAAGAUGCAUCAAUAACAUUCACUGGCAAAACAAUCCCAUUAAAACAACACAGCAGAGAACAGAUAGAGAACUACAGAGCAGGCUUCCAGUCCCACCUACCUUAAGGGCGACAGCCCCCAUGACAGCGAGGGAUCGUUGGUGAAUGAAAUGCAAUGAUGACAGAAGGCAAAUCUUCCUUGCAAAUUCCCCCCAGAGAAGGGAGGGAAUGGGCUUCACUCGCAGUUUCUCUUGGUACCUGGCCCUCGCUCCAGCAUGGAAUAUGGGAGGCAGGUAGGCGCUGAGUGCAAAAGCACUUUGCCUGGCGAAAACCCUCCCAUGCUGCCAUUAAGAAGAAGAGGUUGUCCAUUUAAUUGGAUCUUUAACUGGCUUUAAAGUACCGGCACAUGAUGGAAAAGGGUUGCAACAACAACAUACUUUCGAAUAUACCAGCUACAUGGAUCAAAGGUUUGAAUUGAGAUUUUCUUUGGCAUGAGAGUCAGUUGGGGAGAGGGAAGCCCACAGUUUGUUCUAAGUUUCUUCUAUAUACCGAUUUUUCGCCUCAUAGGGCGCACCGGCCCAUAGGGCGCACCUAGUUUUUUGGGGGGAAAAUAAAGGAAAAAAAAUUUAUUCCCCCCCCCAGGUGCAGGGCUGGGGCAGGGGAAACCCAAGCUUCCCCCGACCCCAGCCCCCAGAACAGGCUGCUAUCCGCAAGCCUAGGGAGACUGGCGCGACUUCGCGCCGGGCUCCCACGGCUUGCGGAGAGCUUCCUGAAGCCUGGAGAGCGAGAGGGGUUGAUGCGCACCGACCCCUCUCGCUCUCCAGGCUUCAGCGAAAGCCUGCAUUCGCCCCAUAGGACGCACACACAUUUCCCCUUCAUUUUUGGAGGGGAAAAAGUGUGUCCUAUAGGGUGAAAAAUACGGUAUUUAAGAUUUGGCCACCCUCUCCGGAAAAUAAGAUAAAAAACUAUUUACAAGUGAGAAAGGGAUGUUGGACUAAUAUUGAUAUGAACAAGCAAAAAUGGAAACUGUGUAUGAUCUGAAAUGAAGAAAGGAGGAGGAGGGGAAGUUCAAGUAUGAUUGUGUUGGAAAUACAGAGUAAUUCCCCUCACCUCCGUUUAAAGACAACAGACAAGGGAAAAUAGAUUGAGAUUUGUGUGUGCUACUGACGGAAUGUAAUUGAAGAUAAAGUUUAAUUGGGCCAUAAGUCUCUUGCUGUAAGGAAAAGAAUUUGGAGGCUGUGAUAAGAGAUUCUGGGAGUUGGAAAGGAGUAUUAAAUCUUUAGCGUGUUUGAAAACUGCUCACCAUUUCCUAGGCUGAGGGGAAAAUGGUGAAGAUCUGUGACAUCUUUUACUAGUGAGACAGAAUGGUUUCUAACAGACUGUCACCUGUUCCAAGACAUUAAAGCAAGGGGUGGAGAGAUAAGACCCCUGAGAAACUUUGAGAUUCAGUUCCACCCCAAGCCACGACAGGAGAAAACAACAGCUAGGAAGUGAAAGACAAUAUCAUAUAUGGACAGAAGGAAUCUCCAUGGAUAUAACAGUUUUCACACGCAGGGCAGAAUAAAGAUAAUAGUUUCAGUUCCUCACUUGAAGCUUUAUAAAUGUAUCUAUUGAGCACAUCACAAAUGGAAAUAAUUAAUUAUGUAGCUGUUGAUUAAGGGAUUAUUACUACAAUGUAAUUGACAUUAAUUAAGAUUAUGGAACAUAAAGAUAUAAGAUUGGAAAUGCACCCAAACCAUCAUACAGAGAGUCACUUUAACUAAAACGUAUUAAUUGGAAGUUGAUUGGCACAUUGAUAAUUGUAUAAUUUGGGAAUUAAUUGCUAUUGUUAUAAUUUGGCUAUUAUUAGGGUUAUAUUGGAAAACUAAUAAAAAUUAUUAAAAGAAAAAAGAAAAGAACAGAGCAAUGUGUAGUAGAUUAGCUUCAUUCUGACUAAGAGGAGGACCUUUUUCUUUCUCUUUUAGGGUCUAGUGUGCUUUGAAGAUGUCGCUGUUCAUUUCACAGAUGAGGAAUGGGCGUUGCUGGAUCCUGACCAGAGAGCUUUACAUCAAGAAGUCAUGGAGGAGAUUUGUGGGAUCAUGGACUCUCUUCGUAAGGCUUCCUGUUGGAUCUUAAUAUGUGUUUGGAAAUUCCAUACAAAGCUCUAUGUGAUCAACCUCCCAGAUUUUGGUGGAAUUCACUGUGCCAUUUACAGCAUCUGGGAUUCUAACACACUGCGCAGCUCACCUUAAAUGGAGGGCUAAAGACUGUUUUGUCUUUGAAUAUUCUUCCUCCAAUGAUUAGCCUGGUCUGAACUGCCCAGGCCUUUUGAACUCUUGGUUAUAGAGAAGUGACAGAAGUCAAAGUAGUUUCUGUCAGGAGUUUCUGUUUCUGCUUUUGUUUUUGUUUCUCUUGGUUUUGGUUGACUGUCAUUGGAGAUGGAGCAGAUUCCAUAAUGGGGGCAAACAAAUUCCAUCCUAUGAAAGAGCUUGACUUUUCAAAUUUCAGGUUUUCAUAAAUAUGUCAGUUAAUGCCAGUCAACAAAUUAAGUCAAACCUAUAGUAAGACUUCACAUCCAACUCACUCCCUUCAGUUCUUCCUCUAUCACAGGUGUAUUAGUAUUUUUCAAAAAUCGGGGUCUCCAUUUAUUCCUCAGGUUCUAAUACACUUCUCUCUUUGUUGCAGGUGGUGAUGAACUGGAAAUUAAGAACAAGGGAGGCAAUGACAACAUCCACACAUUGGAGAAGCCAUGUGAAUAUUCUGAGUUUGGAAAGCGGUUCAGUCUGAGUGUCCCUCUCGCUUCCCAUCACAGAAUCCACAGCAAAGAGAAACCAUAUCAGUGCUUGGAAUGUGGAAAGAGCUUCAGUCUGAGCACCCAUCUCACUUCUCAUGAAAGAAUUCACAGUGGGGAGAAACCAUAUCAGUGCUCAGAAUGUGGAAACAGCUUUAAUUCCAAGAGAAGUCUUACAUCUCAUCAAAGGAUUCAUACAGGAGAUAAACCCUAUCAGUGCUUGGAAUGUGGAAAGAGCUUCAGCUGGAAGGAAAGUCUCACUGCACAUGGAAGAAUUCACACAGGGGAGGAACCAUUUAAAUGCAUGGAAUGUGGAAACAGUUUCAAUUCCGAGAGGAGUCUCAUUUCCCAUCAAAGAAUUCAUACAGGUGAGAAACCCUAUCAGUGCUUGGAAUGUGGAAAGAGCUUCAGUCAGAGGGCCAAUCUCACUUUCCAUCAAAGAAUUCAUACAGGAGAGAAACCCUAUCAGUGCAUGGAAUGUGGGAAGAGCUUCAGUCAAAGGGCCAAUCUCACGGCCCAUCAAAGAAUUCAUACAGGGGAGAAACCUUAUCAGUGCAUGGAAUGCGGAAAAAGCUUCAGUCACAGGGCCCAUCUCACUUCCCAUCAAAGAAUUCAUACAGGGGAGAAACCCUAUCAGUGUGUGGAAUGCGGAAAGAGCUUCAGUCGGAAGGAAAGUCUCACCUCCCAUCAAAGAAUCCAUACAGGAGAGAAACCCUAUCAUUGCAUGGAAUGUGGAAAGAGCUUUAAUGCAAGCACAAAUUUCCAUCAACAUCAGAGAAUUCAUCGUGGGGAGAAACCAUUUCAAUGCCUAGAGUGUGGAAAGAGCUUCAGUCAGAAGGAAAGGCUCAUUUCCCAUCAAAGAAUUCAUACAGGGGAGAAACCAUUUCAGUGCAUGGAAUGUGGAAAGACCUUCACGUGGAAGGACAGUCUGACUUCUCAUCAAAGAAUUCAUACAGGGGAGAAGCCACAUCAGUGCUUGGAAUGUGGAAAGAGUUUCAGUCGGAACUCAAAUCUCGUUUCUCAUCAAAGAACUCACAGCGGGGAGAAACCAUUUCAGUGCAUGGAAUGUGGAAAGAGCUUUGCCUGGAAGGAAAGUCUCACUUCCCAUCAAGCAAUUCAUACAGGAGAGAAACCCUAUCAGUGCUUGGAAUGUGGAAAGAGCUUCAGGAAGAGAGCCAAUCUCACUUCGCAUCAAAGAACUCACAGUGGGGAGAACCAUAGAAUUGUAGAGUUGGAAGGGACCCUGAUUAUCAUCUAG